This is a messenger RNA of Podarcis muralis (Common wall lizard), 2514 nucleotides long. RefSeq names its product CCR4-NOT transcription complex subunit 9 (gene CNOT9). Gene Ontology annotation, biological process: mRNA catabolic process. NCBI's taxonomy places the organism in Eukaryota, Metazoa, Chordata, Lepidosauria, Squamata, Lacertidae. Gene Ontology annotation, cellular component: CCR4-NOT complex. The record is from RefSeq and is a predicted model, not a curated record.
GCAGCGGCGGCAGAGCCAGGAGGAGGAGGAGGAAGAGGCGGCGACCUCUGCUUCGAUCCAUGAUGGCGGCGGCUGAAGUAGAAGAGGCCUCCUGAGCUCUACUUCGCGCAGAAGUUCCGACCAUGCACAGUUUGGCAACGGCCGCGCCUGUGCCAACGGCACUGGCUCAGGUUGAUCGAGAGAAGAUUUAUCAGUGGAUCAAUGAGCUUUCCAGCCCAGAGACUCGUGAGAAUGCACUGUUGGAGCUGAGUAAAAAGCGAGAGUCUGUCCCUGAUCUCGCACCAAUGUUGUGGCACUCUUUUGGUACAAUUGCAGCUCUCUUACAGGAAAUUGUAAAUAUCUAUCCAUCUAUAAAUCCACCAACUUUGACAGCUCAUCAGUCCAACAGAGUCUGCAAUGCUCUGGCACUUCUGCAGUGUGUUGCAUCGCAUCCAGAAACAAGAUCAGCCUUCCUUGCUGCUCACAUCCCUCUCUUCUUGUAUCCCUUCUUGCACACUGUCAGCAAGACUCGACCCUUCGAGUACCUACGACUCACAAGUCUUGGAGUAAUUGGGGCCCUGGUGAAGACAGAUGAGCAAGAAGUAAUCAACUUCUUACUGACAACGGAAAUUAUCCCUUUGUGCUUACGCAUCAUGGAGUCUGGCAGCGAACUUUCCAAAACGGUUGCUACUUUUAUUCUACAAAAGAUUUUAUUGGAUGAUACGGGGUUGGCUUAUAUCUGUCAGACUUACGAACGAUUUUCUCACGUUGCAAUGAUAUUGGGUAAAAUGGUCCUGCAGCUUUCCAAGGAGCCUUCUGCCAGGCUGCUGAAACAUGUGGUCCGUUGUUACCUCCGCCUUUCUGAUAAUCCAAGAUGUAGGGCACGGGAAGCCCUCAGGCAGUGCCUUCCUGACCAGCUGAAAGACACCACCUUUGCCCAGGUUCUGAAAGACGAUACUACCACCAAGCGUUGGCUGGCACAGCUGGUCAAGAAUCUGCAGGAAGGCCAAGUCACCGACCCCAGGGGCAUCCCCCUUCCUCCGCAGUGACAGCCAAGGAGGUGGCAGAACCCAGGAGGAAACAGCUCAGGUUUACAGAGAGCCAGGAACCAAUGACCUCUUCCAGAUCCCGUCAGGCAUGGUUGGGCAGCUCCUUGGACUGUCAGUAGCUACCUGGACUGCAGGCCCUUUCUAUAGCAACGUUCACCAUGCCUCUGAGGAUUAUGACACCAGCAAACACAGUUGGGACAGAGAAGCCCUCUUUUAGGGUGUGGGCUUUGUUGCGAUGAUCAGUUGAGUACCAAGCUGGGCAGUGCUGCUACCAAUGGCGUAUCUACCUUUCUGGUUCAGUGCGGCAGGCUUGGGAAGUAUUCCUCAGUUUCUUUGUUAUUCAGUGUUUACAUGUAAGUUCAAUAAAGGUUGGUCUGAUCAUUUGACCCUCUUAGGCGUACCUUUUGAGCUGAAUCUAGCUCUAAGCAGAGGAGGCCUGUUUCCCUUUUCCCAACUGGGAAUUGCGCUUUCAUAAGAUGAGCCCCACUGAUCCUUUAAAAAAAAAAGUUCAGCCUUUGGGACUGAAGCCCAAUCUCGGGGGGAUUGGGAGAGGGGUGAUAACAUAGUAUAUCCACAGGUUCUUAAAGGAUUUUUCCUGGUAUGUCAGAAGGCAGAGACUUCCUGGACUCCAUUCCUUUGGCCACACAUUAGAACAGUCCCUGCCUCUGUGACUGUAUUUGAACCAGUGUCAAAUGUUCUAUGGAUGAUCCUCCACCACCUAGUCAGUAAGAUCCAGAAUGCCACCAAAACAUUCCUUCAGCUUUCAAACUGUGCCAGAGGAGAAAGUUGUUGCAUGGAUGCCAUGGCCGGCAAGCCAUGUGGCCUUCCACUUUGUAGCAGCCCAUGCCUCUGGUUAGGGUAGGGUUAACUCUAAGUGUGAACAAAACAGACAGGGACCAAGAGCUAUUUCAGACAGUCUGUAAAGGCUGCAGGUAUUUCAGCCUUGCUGGCUAGUGCUGGAAAGCAUAAUGGCUGCAAAACGUAAGGGCUCUCAUGCUCUUUAUCUUAUCCUUCCCCUGCUACCAGGCUAAGUGCAUCCAAUUUAUCACCUUGAACCUGCUCCUGUUUGUUGGCGUCUGCGAUGGAUGAGGAGCUAUUAAGCAGUCAGCAGAGACAUCUUCUCCCCUGCCCUCUAAAUGAGAGAAGCAAACAAAAAGAAGGGGAGGGAGGGGGAAAUCAUCCAAGCUGUUUUGUCAGUUGCACAACAAGGCUGGGAGCAGGUGGCUUCUGGUCCCUUGCCAGAUCCCUUGGCCUCAGCACCUGCUGCUGUUUUGGGUAGGAACCUAUCUUCCAUUUCCUCUCUUUUCUUUGCUGAUGGCUGGCCAUGCCAUGCCAAGGGUGUCUUAACUCUUCCCUCUCCAUGGACUGCUUUUGCUCUUACAGCGGCUCCGUUUUAUAACAGCCUUGUUUUAUCCAUCCCUGCCUUGAGUGGACUUUACCAACUGCUUUCUGUUUUGUAACUUGAAUAAAAAAUAAGCCAAAUGAA